Otolemur garnettii (small-eared galago) is the source of this 5111-nucleotide messenger RNA. RefSeq names its product calpain 15 (gene CAPN15). NCBI's taxonomy places the organism in Eukaryota, Metazoa, Chordata, Mammalia, Primates, Galagidae. Gene Ontology annotation, molecular function: calcium-dependent cysteine-type endopeptidase activity. The coding region runs from base 734 to 3979 and encodes 1081 amino acids. The record is from RefSeq and is a predicted model, not a curated record. The transcript is spliced from 12 exons. Gene Ontology annotation, biological process: proteolysis. Gene Ontology annotation, cellular component: cytoplasm.
CGGGGCCAGGGCCGCGCUGCCCAGGCUACGGGGACUGAGGAGGCGCCACCGGGUUGCAGAGGCAGAGCAGCUGCAGUCAGUUGAGGAAACUUUGAGUGGGAUGUAGAGAUACCCCACCCCCACCCCACCAGCACUACUUCAUCCCAGAUCCUGUUGUGAAGGCCCAGAGGAACUAAGGACACAUUCCCCUUGCCCCACCAGGGGCCUGAGCUUCUCUUCCAUACCUGUGGGACGAUCAAGCCAGGGGCCAGAGCUCCCAGCACGGAAAGCCAUACCCACGUUUGCAGGCAGCCUGCCCUGCGCCAGUGCCCACUACAGGGUGCCAGGUACAUCUGCCUCCCAGCCUCUGGUGCCCACACUGCUAUGUACCACAGGUGGCUGGGCAAGUGCAGUCCCUGCGGAGGGCAGGUCCAGCUUGUGGAGGCCCCAGUCCUCCCCCAAAGUCCUGCACCUGCCCCAAACUGGGGCUUGAGGGGUCUGCCCUGAUGGGUAAGGGUCCCUGAGCUGUGAACCAGUCCUGGGCAGAGUCAGCUGCCCCACCUGCCCACAUGCUCGGCUGUGAUGAGAGCAUAGCCCAGCCCCAAGCUGGCUGCACCUCUCAGAACACCAGCCCUGCAGGCACAGGCAGGUUCCCUUUCUUAGGCCAGCAGGAGAGUGGGGUCCUCUGACAGAGACCUCACAGGGUCACCUGACCAGCACCUUCCCUUGUAGCCACACCCACUCGCCUGGGUCUAUGGCCACAGUCGGGGAGUGGUCCUGUGCCCGCUGCACCUUCCUGAACCCCGCGGGCCAGCGCCAGUGCUCCAUCUGUGAGGCUCCCCGGCACAAACCUGACCUCGACCAGAUCCUGCGGCUCAGCGUGGAAGAGCAGAAAUGGCCCUGCGCCCGCUGCACCUUCCGGAACCUCCUAGGCAGGGAGGCCUGUGAAUUAUGCGGCUUCAUCCCAGAGCCUUUGCCUGGGGCCACCCUGCCCAUCAUCAAUGGGGCCCUCCCCAAGCCACCCACUGUCCUGGCAGAGCCUAAGGGCAGCUGCAAGGAGGAGGCAGGUCCAGUGCGGACAGCGGGGCUGGUAGCCAUGGAGCCAGCCGUGAGGCACCCCGAAUUGGAGGCAGAGGAGGCAGCACCAGGAAAAGGCUGGGCGUGCCCACGAUGCACUCUAUACAACACGCCUGUGGCCAGUUCUUGCUCUGCCUGCGGGGGGCCGCGGAAGCUCUCACUGCCCAGGAUCCCACCUGAGGCCCUGGUGGUCCCUGAAGUUGUGGCACCUGCUGGCUUCCAUGCUGUGCCUGCAGUGCCCCACCUGGGCCUGCCCACGGACAGUGUUGAGGCUGACCCAGCCCCUGCUGGCCAAGAAUCCCCCAGGGUGCCACCCUUUAGCCCCUUCUCAGCUACCAUGCAGAACAACCCAGUACCCCGCAGCCGCCGGGAGGUCCCCCCCCAGUUGCAGCCACUGGUGCCUGAGGCUGCUCAGCCCUCGCCCCCUAGUGGCUCCAGAGGGCCCCUCCAGGGCCCAGGGCGGGCCUCAGCUGGGGCCUCAGCUGGGGCCUCCCGCCUGGCAGAGCUGCUGUCAGGGAAGCGCUUGAGUGUGCUAGAGGAGGAGGCCAUGGAGGCCAGCCCCACCCACAUGGAGGCCAGCAGCUCCACUUUAGGCAGCGACAUCAUAGACCUGGCAGGGGACACAGUACGCUACACACCUGCCAGCCCCUCCAGCCCCGACUUCACCACCUGGUCUUGUGCCAGGUGCACACUCAGGAACCCCACAGCGGUCCCCAGGUGCACAGUCUGCGGCUGCUCCAAGCUGCAUGGCUUCCAGGAACACAGUGAGCCACCUGCCCGCUGCCCUGACUGCAUCGCUGACAAGCCUGGCCCCUGCAGCAACAGCUGUGGACGGAUGCCCUUAGCUCACAAGGCCACCCGCCUCUUGCCUGAGCGCCCUGGCCAGUGGGCCUGCCCCGCAUGCACCCUGCUCAACACACCUCAGGCCAACCACUGCGCUGCCUGCCAUACGCCCCAGCUCCUGGUGGCCCAGCGCCGAGGGACUGCACCCCUGCGGCGCAGGGAGAGCAUGCAUGUGGAGAAGCGGCGGCAGACAGAUGAGGGCGAAGCCAAGGCCCUGUGGGAGAACAUCGUGGCCUUCUGCCGUGAGAACAGCGUGAACUUUGUGGAUGACAGCUUCCCUCCUGGGCCAGAGUCAGUGGGCUUCCCUGUGGGUGACAGCGUCCAGCAGCGUGUGAAGCAGUGGCUUCGGCCCCAUGAGAUCAACUGCUCUGUCUUCAGAGACCAGGGGGCCCCAUGGUCUGUCUUCCACACACUCCGGCCCUCAGACAUCCUACAGGGGCUUCUGGGGAACUGCUGGUUCCUGAGUGCACUGGCAGUGCUGGCUGAGCGGCCAGACCUAGUUGAGCGGGUGAUGGUCACACGUAGCCUAUGUGCGGAAGGCGCCUAUCAGGUGCGUCUGUGCAAGGACGGCACGUGGACGACGGUGCUGGUGGAUGACAUGCUGCCCUGCGAUGAGGCUGGCUUCCUUCUCUUCUCGCAGGCGCAGCGGAAGCAGCUCUGGGUGGCCCUCAUCGAGAAGGCGCUGGCCAAGCUGCACGGUUCCUACUUUGCACUCCAGGCGGGGCGUGCCAUCGAAGGCUUGGCCACGCUCACCGGCGCCCCCUGCGAGAGCCUGGCGCUGCAGGUCAGCUCCACUAACCCCCGCGAGGAGCCCGUUGACACUGACCUCAUCUGGGCCAAAAUGCUGAGUUCUAAGGAGGCUGGGUUCCUAAUGGGUGCCUCCUGCGGUGGGGGGAACAUGAAGGUGGAUGACUCUGCCUACGAGAGCCUGGGCCUGCGCCCUCGCCAUGCAUACUCCAUCCUGGAUGUCCGCGAUAUCCAGGGCACCAGGCUCCUACGGCUCCGGAACCCGUGGGGCCGCUUCUCCUGGAAUGGCAGCUGGUCAGACGAAUGGCCACACUGGCCAGUGCACCUGCGUGGUGAGCUCAUGCCACGUGGCAGCAGUGAGGGCGUUUUCUGGAUGGAAUACAGUGACUUCAUCAGGUACUUUGACUCUGUGGACAUCUGCAAGGUGCACUCAGAUUGGCAGGAGGCACGCGUUCAGGGCUGCUUCCCCAGUUCGGCCAGUGGGCCUGUGGGUGUGACAGCACUAACGGUGCUUGAGCGGGCUUCGCUGGAGUUUGCGCUCUUCCAGGAGGGCAGCAGCUUCUGGUAUCUGGCCUGCAGGCGCUCAGAUGCAGUGGACAGCCACCUCUUGGACCUGUGCAUCCUGGUAUUCCGGGCUACCUUUGGCAACGGCGGCCACUUGAGCUUGGGCCGCCUCCUAGCCCACAGCAAACGCGCUGUCAAGAAGUUUGUCAACUGUGAUGUCAUGCUGGAGCCCGGCGAGUAUGCGGUGGUGUGCUGUGCCUUCAACCAUUGGAGCCCCACCCCACCGGGUCCCCCCUCUGUGCAAGCUUCUAGCCCCUCAGCAGGAGUCCCACGCAGUGUCCCUGAGCCACCUGGCCACGUGCUAGCUGUGUACAGCUCUCGGUUGGUCAUGGUAGAGCCAGUGGAGGCCCAGCCAACCACACUGGCCGACGCCAUCAUCCUGCUCACGGAAAGCCGGGGCGAACGCCAUGAGGGCCGGGAGGGCAUGACCUGCUACUACCUAACACACGGCUGGGCGGGGCUCAUCGUGGUGGUGGAGAACCGGCAUCCAAGAUCCUUCCUACAUGUGCAGUGCGACUGCACAGACAGCUUCAAUGUGGUGUCCACACGUGGCAGCCUGCGCACCCAGGACAGUGUGCCACCCCUGCACAGGCAGGUCCUAGUGAUCCUGUCCCAGCUGGAGGGCAACGCCGGGUUCUCCAUCACCCACCGCUUGGCACACCGCAAGGCAGCCCAGGCCUUCCUCAGUGACUGGACAGUCUCCAAGGGCUCCCACAGCCCCCCACUCACGCCUGAGGUGGCUGGUCUACAUGGGCCCCGGCCACUGUAACCACCGUGCCUGGGGCUGGGCUGUGAGCAGAUGGAUACCCACCUGCCCUCCACAUGCACUUUAUGAGGGAGACCCCGAUGGAGGAUGAUUGAGCCAGAAUCUCAGGACCCUGCCCAGGGAGCCUCUGGUUGCAGCUUCCCAUGGGCCCCCAGCACCCAUAGUCCACCUGACCAGGCCUUCUGGCAGCCAAGCAGAAUACCUCGAACUAGGCAGGCUGUAGCCAACCUCUGGGGCAGCUUCAGCAAGGCGAGUCUGAGGCCAAGCUGCCUCUCCCCGGGGACUUGGGGACUCCUGCCAGAGCAAGGGUGACCAAGAGCUAUUCACAAAACCAAAUCUGGUGUCAGAGGUUACCACUUUGAUGAGAUCAGUGACCACCAUCUGUGGGCCCUGAGGUCAGAACCUUCUUGGCCUGCUCCAGAGCCCAGUUCCUGGUUCCCUGGAGGUGCCCCAGAGCCUGGCACCAAGAGGCAUGUCCUGGGAGGCAGGUGCCUGUCUCCGGAAGGAGGGUGUCUCCUAUCUAACCGCCCCCUCCAGUGACACUAUGCAAUUCAUGGAGCACCCUCUAGGACUGAAGCCAUGACCAGGGUGGCAGGGUGGGGAGCCUGGCCCAGCCUACUGUCUGGGGAGGCACCUUGUCCUCAGCUCUGCCAGCCUACUGCCAGGCAGGCCAGGGUCCAGCAGAGUCCUUGGCCAGCCUGGUCCAUGGCCUUGGCCCUGUGGCAGAGAGGGACCCUCAGCCCCAUCACAGGCACAAGCAGGGUGCAGCUGAUCCCACCUCCCCCCAACCAAAAGCCCAGGGAGCUGAGUCACCCAUCUGCCUAGCAUCACCCCCAGCCGCUUUGAAGGCCAACUUCCUGGGUCCCCCAGCUGGCCCUCACUGCCCUGCCGCCCCCAGCCCUCAUAUCCUUGGGGCCUGUGGGGUUUUUACACAUAGAAGAACAUUCCCCUCUUCCCUUUGGGCAUCCUUUUACUCUGAGCUGUGAAUAUUUUUAACCCUGUAAAUAUGGCCAGCUCUUCUGACACAGAGACUAUUUUAUCACUUGUCAGUCCCCAUCCCUGUACAAUACAGUUCUCCAUGGGUGGUUUCCAGACUCAGGCUCCAAUGGACCAAAUAAAAGCAUUUUGUUUUAUA